AUGGAAGGAAUACGACGAACCAUUCCGCGAUCGGCUCGACGAACGCCAGCACGCCAGGACGUGUCGCAGUUCCCAGCCACGCCCCGCACACCCGCAUCCCAGAAAACUAUUUUCAGUCCAGAGCGGUACGCACCCGCGUUUCGAAGUUCUCAGAAUGAGCCUGCCAAGAUAGAACCCCAAGCUUUGCCGCCGAUCCGAACCGGCGUGGAAGCCCUUUCCCCCUCACCAUCAGUACCAACGCUCGCCUACGCACCGGCACCGUUGACAACGGUCCGAUGGCUUCCUGCUCCAGGCCGUGACGCGAUCGCAGCUGUGGGAACUGGCGAUGGAGCACCAGAUGCAGAUUUUCUGAGUUUGUAUCGCGUCUCCACAAGAGGUGGAGAUGUCAGUGCCACCGUGGCGAGGGAUAUUGACCACCCUGGGAAAGUAUUACGGAUUGCGUCCAGCUUGUCAUCUGAGACCUUGUUCGUGGGUUCGUCUGAUGGAUCAAUAAGGACCCUGUCCUUGGACUCUUGGGAAACAUCGAGUCUGGAAACCCUGUCGGUGAUGCCAAGGCGUGCAGCCCGACCGGAACUUGUCACUGGAGUGGCACCUGUGGUAAACGGAAGAGUCGCUGCAUUGGGUGGAGACGGUACAUUCAUCGUCGUAGAUGUUAGUCGCUGCCAAGAAAUAGGCAGAGCAGAAAUGGCAGAUCCAGUUGGAUUUUUCGAUGGCACAGCUGUCGAUGCCGAGGCAGGAAAUGAAGUGGUUAGUGCGGGGGCAGGUUGCGAGGUUUGUGUGUGGGAUACACGCAUCAUACAAACGGGACGCGGAAACGUACAGACCCUGGGUCAUCCUACUCCUGGAGUGGCUACCAGAUGCGUGACAACAGAUCCAGCGCAGCCACACUUCGUCAUCGGAGGUACCAGAAACGGAGAACUAUGUACUUGGGACAGAAGGGGAACUGAGCCGUUCCCCUUAAAUCGAGUCGCAAUGCAUGAUGGCGUAGUUUGGGAGACUCGAGUUGUGAGCUCGUCCAAACCGGGACUCCUGCUGAGUUGCGGUGAGGACUCGAAAGUCUGGCUCAUGGAUUUUGCUGCUGCUGCCAGCAGAGACUCGGCUAUGGGAUCUGAGAGUGGUGAAUUCUGGAGAUCCAUGAUCACGCAGAGUGAUGUGAGAAAUGUUGUCGGGUGGGACAGCGCUCUCGGAAUCAAUGGAAUUGACGCACACCCCACUGCAGACCUAUACGCCUACGCAUCUGACUCUGGUGCGGUGGCGUUUGGCUGCCUCUACUCCUAA
Molecule: messenger RNA, 1278 nt
Organism: Chondrus crispus (carragheen)
Lineage: Eukaryota; Rhodophyta; Florideophyceae; Gigartinales; Gigartinaceae
Exons: 1
Coding region: 1-1278 (425 amino acids)
Cellular component (GO): nuclear pore outer ring
Molecular function (GO): protein binding
Source: RefSeq, a predicted model, not a curated record